UGCUUGUAUGCUUAUGUGCAGUUCAUAACCAUGGUUUUGAAAUGUUAUUUUCAUUCUCAGCAAUAGUGCAGCAUGCCCCUUGCCUUCCAUUUGGAUUUAGCAUCUUGAAAGCUGGUUUGAAUAAAUCAGUUCUAUUGUCAGUUUAUGCCUCAUCAACCAUCAGAGAUAGUCAUACUGAUGGUUCUUAUGGCGUCGGCAACUACUGAUGCAAGCUAUGAGUUUGUGGUAACUACUACUCAACAUUCUAUUAGAGAUGCUAAUAACCCUGCUAGUGCAAAAGCAUCAGUGAAGUUGGUCUUAUUGGAUGAAGCUGAUGCCAUGACAAAGGAUGCACAAUUUGCCCUUCGUCGAGUGAUUGAGAAGUACACAAAAAGCACUAGGUUUGGACUUAUCUGUAAUCAUGUCAACAAGAUUAUUCCAGCUCUGCAAUCAAGAUGUACUCGAUUUCAGUUUGCUCCUCUUGAUGCCAUUAAUGUCAGUGAGCGACUUAAACAUGUUAUUUAGGCUGAAAGGUGAGUU
Messenger RNA from Camellia sinensis, 519 nucleotides. The record is from RefSeq and is a predicted model, not a curated record. NCBI's taxonomy places the organism in Eukaryota, Viridiplantae, Streptophyta, Magnoliopsida, Ericales, Theaceae.